CGCCAUGUCGCUAGUGGUUGGCGGGGGGAUGCCGCAAGAUGGACGCCGAACCUGAUUGUGCACCUGUCCCGCCAGCACGUGUUACAGCUGUGCAUCGAGUUAGUCGUCGUAAAUAAGCCGCACUGGGGUCAGGUAGUCUGGACAGAAGAUAGUUUGCUGGACGAGAGGAACGCUCAGCAGUCCGUUCAGGUAGACGUUCCUUGGACAUCGUUGGACGAAAGAAUGUCGAUACAUCGGUUGUGAACCGCCUGGAUCUGCUGGUGAUCAACUCCACGAAUCGAUUAUUAACCGGAGAUCAAUUUCUUCUUUGAUAUCAAUCACGUGAUGGCGAGAUCUGUCUAUCAAUGCUGCUAGAUAAUUUCCCCUUCCCAUCGGACUAAAUAAAACCCUCCAAUUUCCAUCAUAAAAAUCCCGACAGGGAGUCGACCCUGGACGAGUCACGCCGUCACGUCAAAUCACGUGUAUUAUCAUAAUCCCCUCCCUAAAUCCGCCCAGAUCGUCAGACCAAUAUGGACGUCAUCACCUAUAAUCACCACGAGCUAUCUCAACCCAUUCCUACCGACGAAACUGAGGACGAUCUCGAGCAGGACUACGAGAAAGACGAGCAAGAUGAACUGCCAUUUCUCAACAAUUCAAACCGAAUAAUUCCGGAUUCAGAAUCAAGCGAGGAAAACACUUGCGUUUCACCACUACGCAGAAGUCUAUUUCCAAAUGUGCCACCUUAUAUAAUCUUUCAAUCAUACGAUUCCAAGGAUCACAAUCUGCCAAUUAGUGUGACAAAACACUUGAAGUGGAAGUUAAGUACAAUCACACCAGUGUUGGUCCGACGAACAGUUGUGAAUUCCGGUUUUCGUCUAGUGAAGAAAUCCCAGGAUUGGACAGGCACUUGGGGAAAGCACAUGAAGUCCAACUGCUUCAAGUCCCUGAGAGAAACCCAAAAGGUUAAUCAUUUCCCAGGUACCUUUCACAUAGGCCGCAAGGACAGAUUAUGGAGGAACUUGAGUAGAUUGAUGUCCAAACACGGCAGGAAGGAGUUCGGCUUCGUUCCGCGUACUUACGUUCUUCCCCAGGAUCUCCGGAGCUUUCGUCAAGUCUGGGAGAAAACCGGGGGAAAGGAGAAGUGGAUCAUCAAGCCACCAGCAUCAGCAAGGGGGACAGGCAUCAGGGUGGUUCACCGCUGGUCCCAAAUCCCCAAGAAACGUCCCAUCAUCGUCCAGCAAUACCUGUCCAAGCCACUGUUGAUCGGUGGCGCCAAGUUUGACCUUCGAUUGUAUGUCCUCGUCACAAGCUUCAAUCCACUCCGGGUCUAUCUCUACCCCGACGGCCUCGUGAGAUUCGCCUCCGUCAAGUACAACGAUGACAUCAAUUACCUCAGCGAUCGACUCAUGCAUCUUACUAAUUACAGUAUUAAUAAGACAUCAGCUAGUUACACGAGUAAUGAGUGCGCUGAUUCCUGUAUCGGUCACAAGUGGACCAUCAAGACAUUCAUGACGUACUUGGAGAAGGAAGGGGUUAACACAAAAAAACUUUGGAACUCGGUGAAGGAUAUUGUUGUGAAGACGAUGAUUGCUGGUGAGCCACCAAUUAAUACACUCACCAGGACCAAUACAACGACUCGAUACAGUUGCUUUGAACUAUUUGGAGUUGAUAUUCUUCUUGAUGAGAACUUGAAGCCUUGGCUGCUGGAAGUCAAUAUUUCACCUUCACUGCAGUCAUCUUCAGCUCUUGAUGUUGCUGUCAAGGGACCACUCGUGAAGAACCUCUUCAACAUCGUGGGAUAUCAACUGCCCGUUGAUCUACCUCGCAAAGAAGCAGCUACACUCGCCAAAACUUAUGAUUAUGAUUCAGUGUGUCAGGAUGUGAGACUGGGCAAGAUGAUGUUGAGCAAUCAGGAGAAGCAGAAGCAAGCUCUCUAUGUCAAUCUCGAUCGAGAGGAUUAUCUUGAGGAUAUCCUGGAGGAUCUCACUCCGGAUGACGUGAGACAUCUCAUUGCUCAUGAGGAUGAGGUUUCCCAGACCGACAGGUUUGAAAGGGUUUUUCCCACUAAUGACACCGCUGGAUAUCUUGACUUCUUCGAUGUUCCCAGGUACUACAAUCUCUUGCUCGAUGCGUGGGAGACGAAGUACGGUGAUAACAGGGAAAAGGGCAUUGAAGUACUGAGGAAACUGUGUGACAACAAAGUUCAUCUCGAAAAUACUGCCUAGACUUUUUUAUCUACUCUGAUUGAGUGACAAUUUUCGCAAGACUUGGAGCUAAACUGUGUUCAAAUUUCUAGAGUUGAGAUGAUGCAGGGGGAGGGAAUUUUCGAAGCGGGGAGGUUUUUUUUAUUUAUACCGCUAAGAGUGCCUUCUAGAAUUAUUUCAAUUUGAUAUUGUAUGGAACAUUGACUAAUAAACGAUGAAUUUUUCACUGAGA
This is a messenger RNA of Diachasmimorpha longicaudata, 2415 nucleotides long. RefSeq names its product tubulin monoglutamylase TTLL4 (gene TTLL4A). The transcript is spliced from 5 exons. The record is from RefSeq and is a predicted model, not a curated record. Gene Ontology annotation, cellular component: cilium. Gene Ontology annotation, biological process: microtubule cytoskeleton organization; protein polyglutamylation. Gene Ontology annotation, molecular function: tubulin-glutamic acid ligase activity; tubulin binding. Lineage: Eukaryota; Metazoa; Arthropoda; Insecta; Hymenoptera; Braconidae. Bases 510 to 2204 code for a protein of 564 amino acids.